AUGUUGAAGCUAUCGUCCAAGCGCUCGCAUGACAUGAUCAUCGACGCGCCUCCGCCCCCCUGCUCGCCGCAUCGCAUCCAAUUCCUCGGCUCGCCCCCUUCCCCUCCCUCGCCCUUCAAGCGGGUGCGAACCUCGCCUGCGGUAGAGCCGCAGUCUCGGAAGCAUUCGCGGGAUGAGAGCCCGUUCGCUCCCGCCUCGCCAUUCAAUCCAAAUGUGGCCGAAAGAUUUGUGCCCAGAAAGAAGCAGCGCGCUGAGGAAGGAGAGAAGCUUUACACCUUAGAGGAGGUGAAGCGGAUCGUGGCGCAAGUGGUGGCAGAACGAGAGAAUGCUCUGCGGGAGGAGUACACGCAAACGCUACAACAGAAGCUUGAAGAUCAAUUCAAUCUCUUCUCCAAUUUUGCCCAAGACAACAUCGCGAGACAGCUGAGGGAGAAUGACACCUGCAGCUACAUCGGCUAA
Messenger RNA from Acanthamoeba castellanii str. Neff, 459 nucleotides. Its product is annotated as protective antigen 4D8, putative. Gene Ontology annotation, biological process: positive regulation of transcription by RNA polymerase II. The transcript is spliced from 3 exons. Bases 1 to 459 code for a protein of 152 amino acids. NCBI's taxonomy places the organism in Eukaryota, Discosea, Longamoebia, Acanthamoebidae. The record is from RefSeq and is a predicted model, not a curated record. Gene Ontology annotation, cellular component: chromatin; nucleus. Gene Ontology annotation, molecular function: transcription coregulator activity.